CUAUAUAUAAGCCUCUCUCUUUCCCCCAAACACUAAAAAUAACUACACAACCAUGGACGAGUUGGGUCCAGAAAGAUCGGACCACAUGAGCUUCCACCAGGCUCCACCUUACAGUAGCAGUGAAGAUUGGUGGAAAACCUACGAAACAUCAAUUUCUCUAGGAUUUCUUGCAACUGCCGUCUUCAUAUCCAUGUUCAUUAUCAUGGCCAUCAUUGAACAUCUCUAUAAACUCAAUGCUUCAUUCGAUUUGACUCGAUACACUAGCCACCAAUCCAAUGACCCGAGACCGGUGCACAAGCUUGUAGAUCCACAACCACAUGUACAAGAGAGAAAUGCAACGGAUUUAUCGAUAUUGAUGCCGGGAGAGAAGUACCCGACCUACAUUGCACAUCCGACACCUCUACCUUGUACAAGGGAAGGAGUUUAUUGGCCUUCACAUUGUGUUCAUGAUUUUUCCAAUCCUUAG
This is a messenger RNA of Lactuca virosa, 466 nucleotides long. The record is from the annotation of a GenBank genome assembly. NCBI's taxonomy places the organism in Eukaryota, Viridiplantae, Streptophyta, Magnoliopsida, Asterales, Asteraceae.